AUGCAGCGAAAGCUUCGUGAACUCUACCACGUCGCGACCGAGCCAAAUGGCCUCCCCAACUUCGACUUCACGAACCCCGACGCGCCGCCCACCACACCAGGCGAAAAUCAGUUUCUCGUUGACUCCGAUAUUUUACAAGGACGCAACCUGAAUGAAUCGAAGAUCCCUCCGCGACCGAAACUCAAUCUCGAGACUUUAAAACAGUAUAUUGCAGGUUCACGAUCAGUUCCGGAUGAAAAUGCUCCCAUCGCGUCGAGCAAACAAAGCCAGGAUGCCGUAAAGGCAUCUCUCAAGACAGAAACUAACUCUACCAAUGGUCCAGCCGAUGUCCUCCGGGUCCUCGAUCAUGCUGUACAGACAAGACACUCACCUGCGCCUCCUGUAGAUGCCAACGAGGGCCAGAUCUUGACGGAGGACGUGUCAAAGGCUGCAUCAACAAAGGCGCACAAGACGCAACCACCCGAGUCGCUGAGUUCAACAUUAACUCCUGCAGCGACUGAUAUCCCCGCAGAAGGAGGCGACCUAGAGGUGGGCAAGACGGGUAUCGAAUCAACAUCUAAAUCCUCGACGACGAGCCAGAAGCGGAUCGGAAAGGAUGGGCGCACUCUACCAGCCCGAGAUGGAGACGAGCGUCAAAAGAAGCGACAGGCGGACGCCAAACACCCUGCUCAGCAGUCAUUGGUUCCCGAAUCAAUGGAUGUUGAUGAGAAGACAGAACUCGUCGGUGCCGACAAUGGAUCGACCACACAGACAGCAACGACUCCAGCCAUUCACGAUGUGUCGACAGAUACCAGCCCUGACAACGAGGACUCGCAAUAUAAUGAGGAUGAGAAUGCUGGGGUUGAGCCGGAGAAACCGGACGGCAAUCAGGCUCUGCCCGAAGCACAGGAUAUUGACAUGAAAGAUGCUGGUGAUCUUCCUGAUCCCACGUCAUUACAAGAGGCCAAUGCACAAUUGCUUAAAGAGUCACAGGCCAACAAAUCAGAAGAAAAUGCCGUUGUCCCAAGUCGCGACCAGGGUGGUAGUCUACCUUCUGACGACUACUUCACCACUCUAUUUGUCGAUGGUUUUACUCGACAGUCCAAAUGGAUGAAGUCUAUCGAAGUCAUCCUGGGCCAGGCUCAUAAGACUGUCUCAACUGAUGACUGCGCUAUCUCACUGCUUGAAAACCAAGCAUGCAAAGUGCUCAGACGAGUUUAUCAUCUGCAGCAGAACGACAAAUGGUCUUUGAGGCAGCCGAAGAGGUGCCCAGAACCAACGCGGCCCUCAUCACACUGGGAUGUUCUUCUCCAGGAGAUGAAAUGGAUGCGUACUGACUUCCGAGAGGAGCGAAAAUGGAAAAGAGCUGUUGCCCGUAAUCUUGCCGAUGCAUGCGCCGAGUGGGUUGCCUCGGAUCCCGAACAGAGGAAAGCGCUGCAAGUCAAGGCACUUAUUCCGUCGCCUAUCAAAGGUGACACCAGUCAAGAUCCUGCGCCAGAUUCUGCCAAGGACGCAGAGAUAGACUUUCUUCCGACUCCGGUGCCCGAUUUGGUUCAUACUGGAGAUGCCGAAUCUCCUAUGGACGUCGACGAAGAGAUCAAUGACUGGCCAGUUGAUACUAUUGCACCAUCCGCCAUCUUUGCGUUGCAGGAUGAUGAGGUUAUCUUUGGUCUUAGGAAAUCGACAAUGUCUGAUCAGCUUCUAGACGAGUUGCCGAUGUACGGCGCGCCGCUAAAAGCACCUAAAUUUGACCUGACAGGAUCAGACUCUGAUCCCGAUGCUCACUGGCGCCGGCCAGCUCUUCCGCUCAGCAAGUAUGUUGAGGGUCAAAUGGUCAUAUCCUCUAGCGGCCCGCCGUGUAAAAGAAGUCGCUACAGGUAUGAGGAAGAGGAGGAGAGCAGCGGCGAUCGAGUUCUGUUCGACAAUGAACCAGCAGAUCUGAGUAAAGCCGGGCCAGAGAAUAAGGAUGUUGCUCUCUUCAAUCCGGAUAUGAAACCUAUCCGCGAUCGCCUCCAUGCUGGACAUCAAUUCAGACCGCCUACGGAGUUCAAUAUGCCGCUCCAAAGCUUCUAUGAAAGCCGCAUGGCUUCGCAAUGGACAUGGGCUGAAGAUGAUGAGCUCAAGGCCCUUGUGCGCGAAUACUCGUACAAUUGGUCACUUAUAUCGAGCAUGAUAUCCACAAAAUCAUGCUUCGCUUCCGGCGCAGAGCGACGUACGCCCUGGGAAUGCUUUGAGAGAUGGGUGCAGCUUGAGGGCUUGCCUAAUGACAUGUCCAAGACGCAAUAUUUCCAGACUUAUCAGAAACGCAUUGAUGCCGCUCAACGGGUGAUUAUGCAACAAAGUCAAGCAGCGCAGCAGCAGGUUGGUCCCAACGGUGCUGUGACACCGGUGCCCAGGCGGAGACCGACGACCACGGUGCGUGUGGAGCGUCGUCGCAACCAGAAGCACUUGGCCUUGAUUGAUGCAAUGAGAAAGCUUGCAAAGAAACGUGAGACGACGAUUCAAAAGCAGCAGCAUGCCGCGUCGCUGGCCGCUAUGAGGAAGGCCAACGAAGUACAGCAGCAGAGAGGCCCGAACAAGACGCCAAGGGACUACAGUCUGAUGAGAUGGGAGCGUGAUCAGCAAUUGGCUGAAAAGAUGGCACAGUACGCCCAGCGACAGCAAGAGGUACACCGACGGGUAAGACAACUAGCAAAGAUCCUCAAAGUCUCAAGUAGCGAGAGAAGCUAA
Phaeoacremonium minimum UCRPA7 is the source of this 2709-nucleotide messenger RNA. RefSeq names its product putative myb and hsa domain protein. The record is from RefSeq and is a predicted model, not a curated record. The coding region runs from base 1 to 2709 and encodes 902 amino acids. The transcript has 5 exons. Lineage: Eukaryota; Fungi; Ascomycota; Sordariomycetes; Togniniales; Togniniaceae.